This is a messenger RNA of Bipolaris sorokiniana ND90Pr, 410 nucleotides long. RefSeq lists its product as uncharacterized. The record is from RefSeq and is a predicted model, not a curated record. The transcript has a single exon. Bases 30 to 293 code for a protein of 87 amino acids. NCBI's taxonomy places the organism in Eukaryota, Fungi, Ascomycota, Dothideomycetes, Pleosporales, Pleosporaceae.
GGCUCUGGAGUCUGAAUGGGCGAGGCCGGAUGUUAAGGGCGGGUGGAUGCAGGUCCAAGCAGCAAGCCGCGGCAUCGCCUAACGCUAAGCCAUUUACAGCCACACCCACAACCUCGUCUGUGAUUGGCUGGCCGAGUCUUGCGCUGCACAGACCAUGCCAUGCAGCUGGCACUGCAUUGUAUCCACUCCACUCUCUGCACUCCUCAAGAGCCGGACGACACGUCGCACCAAGUCCGAGGCCGACAGUAUGCUUUGGUCGUAGCGUCACUGUCGGUGAGAGCUUCGCUUGUUGAUUUGCCUUGUGUUCCUGGCGGGAAGCCCUCCCCGUGGCCCUGAUCAACGGCCGACCUGCCAAACGAGCAAUCCCCCGCCGGCGUGGCCUACACCGCAUGCGCGACAUGCGGUGAUAU